Messenger RNA from Brachypodium distachyon (stiff brome), 1176 nucleotides. RefSeq names its product dehydrin COR410. Lineage: Eukaryota; Viridiplantae; Streptophyta; Magnoliopsida; Poales; Poaceae. Gene Ontology annotation, cellular component: membrane. The record is from RefSeq and is a predicted model, not a curated record. The transcript is spliced from 2 exons. The coding region runs from base 111 to 875 and encodes 254 amino acids. Gene Ontology annotation, biological process: response to water.
UAGCCUGGACACAUUUCAUCAUUCGAAGAGCCAAAGCAAAAGCCACAAGCCAAGAACCAACCAAUACUUGCUCAUCCGUUUGUGUUCUUCUUUUCACCGGUUGAUCGAUCAUGGAGGAUGAGAGGAGCACCCAGUCGCACCAGGGCGGUGAGGCCGAUCAGGUGGAGGUAACGGAUAGGGGCCUCUUUGACAAGUUCAUCGGUAAGAAGAAGGAAGAGGAGGACAAGAAGCAGGAGGAGGUGCUGGUCACCGGCAUGGAGAAGGUCUCCGUGGAAGAGCCCGAGGUGAAGGAGGAGGAGCACCAGGAUGGCGAGAAGAAGGAGAGCCUCUUCACCAAGCUGCAGCGAUCCAGCUCCAGUUCCAGCUCGUCGAGUGACGAGGAAGAGGAGGUGAUCGAUGACAACGGCGAGGUGAUCAAGAGGAAGAAGAAGAAGGGGCUCAAGGAGAAGAUCAAGGAGAAGUUGCCCGGCCACAAGGACACCGAGACGGCCGCGCCCACACCGGCGCCCCCCGCUCCUGUGGUGACUCACGGCGGCCACCAUGAUGACGGAGCCGUCGCCGUCGAGAAGAUCGACGAAGUCAAGACAGAGGCGCCAGUGGCGCCCGAGGAGGAAAAGAAAGGCUUCUUGGAGAAGAUCAAGGAGAAGCUUCCUGGCGGCCACAAGAAGCCGGAAGAGGCUGCUGCGGUGCCAGCUGUCACACAUGCUGCCCCAGCACCGGUGCACGCGCCAGCGGUGCCGGCGGCCACCGAGGAGGUGAGCAGCCCGGAGAAGAAGGGCAUAUUAGGCAAGAUCAUGGACAAGCUGCCUGGUUACCACAAGACACCCGGGGAGGAGGACAAGGCCGCUGCCGGCGAGCACAAGACCACCGCUUAAUCGGAGCCGUAGUAGUCUGGAUCGGGACUUGGGACCGGAAUUUGAUCGAAGUGUUUCGCUGUGUUGUGUUCUGUUUUGCGUUUUAUGUCGAGGGUGGACGGGGUUGAUCGUCUUGAAGGUCUGGUCUGUGAAGCCCGUAAGGUGCAGUGAUGGCUGCUUGUGCACGGGCUUAGAGUCAGGUUUCCGGAUGUUGUUGGGUUUGUCUACAUAAGGGCACUUGUGUAUUGGUUUAUUGCUAGGCAUUAUGCAUUUAUGCCUUGAUAUUAAUGAUUUCCGCCCAGUAUAUGGUUGUUGCAUUUUA